GCGGGCCCGACUGCAGUCCCGGCGGGAGCGGAGCGAGCCGCGGCCGGGCCGAGCCGGCGCCAUGGGGCGGCGCCGCCUGUGAGCGCGGCGAGCGGAGCCGCGGGCGCCGGGCCAGGCGGGCGGCGGCGCCCCGGGCGGGAGCGGGCGCGGGGCGCGGGGCGCGGGGGGCGCGAGCGCGGCGGGCGCGGAGCGGAGGGCGCGGGGCCGCGCGGCGGGACAGGCCGCCGCCGCCGCCAAGAUGGCGGACCUGGAGGCGGUGCUGGCCGACGUGAGCUACCUGAUGGCCAUGGAGAAGAGCAAGGCCACGCCGGCCGCGCGCGCCAGCAAGAAGAUCCUGCUGCCCGAGCCCAGCAUCCGCAGUGUCAUGCAGAAGUACCUGGAGGACCGGGGCGAGGUGACCUUUGAGAAGAUCUUCUCCCAGAAGCUGGGGUACAUGCUUUUCCGCGACUUCUGCCUGAAGCACCUGGAGGAGGCCAGGCCGUUGGUGGAGUUCUAUGAGGAGAUCAAGAAAUACGAGAAGCUCGAGACUGAGGAGGAGCGCCUGACCCGCAGCCGGGAGAUCUUCGACACCUACAUCAUGAAGGAGUUGCUGGCCUGCUCGCACCCCUUCUCGAAAAGCGCCACUGAGCACGUUCAGGGCCACCUGGUGAAGAAGCAGGUGCCUCCGGAUCUCUUCCAGCCAUACAUUGAAGAGAUUUGUCAGAACCUCCGAGGGGAUGUGUUCCAGAAAUUCAUCGAGAGUGAUAAAUUCACACGCUUUUGCCAGUGGAAGAACGUGGAGCUCAACAUCCAUCUGACCAUGAACGACUUCAGCGUGCACCGCAUCAUCGGGCGAGGGGGCUUUGGUGAGGUGUAUGGGUGCCGGAAGGCCGACACAGGCAAGAUGUACGCCAUGAAGUGCCUGGACAAGAAGCGCAUCAAGAUGAAGCAGGGGGAGACCCUGGCCCUGAACGAGCGCAUCAUGCUGUCCCUCGUCAGCACAGGGGACUGCCCCUUCAUCGUCUGCAUGUCCUAUGCAUUCCACACGCCAGACAAGCUCAGCUUCAUCCUGGAUCUCAUGAACGGCGGGGACCUGCACUACCACCUUUCCCAGCACGGGGUCUUCUCCGAGGCGGACAUGCGCUUCUAUGCCGCGGAGAUCAUCCUGGGCCUGGAGCACAUGCACAACCGCUUCGUUGUCUACCGGGACCUGAAGCCGGCCAACAUCCUCCUGGACGAGCACGGCCAUGUGCGCAUCUCAGACCUGGGCCUGGCCUGCGACUUCUCCAAGAAGAAGCCCCACGCCAGCGUGGGCACCCACGGGUACAUGGCCCCCGAGGUCCUGCAGAAGGGCGUGGCCUAUGACAGCAGCGCCGACUGGUUCUCGCUGGGCUGCAUGCUCUUCAAGUUGCUGCGGGGGCACAGCCCCUUCCGGCAGCACAAGACCAAAGACAAGCAUGAGAUCGACCGCAUGACGCUGACAAUGGCUGUGGAGCUGCCUGACUCCUUCUCCCCCGAGCUCCGCUCUUUGCUGGAGGGGCUUCUGCAGAGGGAUGUGAACCGGAGACUGGGCUGCCGGGGCCAAGGGGCUCAGGAGGUGAAGGAGAGCCCCUUCUUCCGCUCCCUGGACUGGCAGAUGGUUUUCUUGCAGAAGUACCCUCCCCCGCUCAUCCCCCCACGAGGGGAGGUGAAUGCGGCCGACGCCUUCGACAUCGGCUCCUUUGAUGAGGAGGACACCAAAGGAAUCAAGUUACUGGACAGUGACCAGGAGCUCUACCGCAACUUCCCCCUCACCAUCUCGGAGCGGUGGCAGCAGGAGGUGGCCGAGACCGUGUUCGACGCCAUCAACACCGAGACGGACCGGCUAGAGACGCGAAAGAAAACCAAAAAUAAGCAGCUGGGCCACGAGGAAGACUAUGCCCUGGGCAAGGACUGCAUCAUGCACGGCUACAUGUCCAAGAUGGGCAACCCCUUCCUGACGCAGUGGCAGCGGCGCUACUUCUACCUGUUCCCCAACCGGCUGGAGUGGCGGGGCGAGGGCGAGGCCCCGCAGAGCCUGCUGACCAUGGAGGAGAUCCAGUCAGUGGAGGAGACGCAGAUCAAGGAGCGCAAGUGCCUCCUGCUCAAGAUCCGCGGCGGGAAGCAGUUCGUCCUGCAGUGCGACAGCGACCCCGAGCUGGUGCAGUGGAAGAAGGAGCUGCGCGACGCCUACCGGGAGGCCCAGCAGCUGGUGCAGAGGGUGCCCAAGAUGAAGAACAAGCCCCGCUCGCCCGUGGUGGAACUGAGCAAGGUGCCGCUGAUCCAGCGAGGCAGUGCCAACGGCCUCUGACCCCGCCCGCCGCCGCCCACCGCCGCCUUUUAUAAACCUCUAAUUUAUUUUGUCGGAUUUUUAUUAUUUGUUUUCCCGCCAAGCGGAAAAAGUUUUAUUUUGUAAUUAUUGUGAUCUCCUGUGGCCCCAGCCUGGCCCAGCCCCAAGGGAGGGGUCCGCUUGCCUUGGCUCCCGCUGCCGCCCCCCCAGCCACCACCCAGCACCCUCAGCCCCGACCCCGGGAGCCGGCCGCUCCCAGCGUCUUCCUGUGGAGGAGCAGCAGCCCCGGCCGCCCUCCGCCCCGCCCGGGGGAUGCUGCCCCAGCUGUGCCACCUCAGGCUGCGUGGGCGGCGUCCCUGCCCACGGCGCCGCCGGCCACCAGCGUCCCCUGCCCCAGGGGAGGCCGCAGCCCAGGGAGACCACUUGAAUUUCCCCACCGCGGCCCACCUGCCACAGGGACCAGCCCUGCACUGUCCCGCCCCCGCCAGUGGGGUGGAGGGAGCCGCUGUCUCCCGGGUCACUGGCCAUCUCCCUUCCCACCUGCCCUGACGCCACGGGCUCCACAGGGAAGGCGGCUCAGUGGCGGGUGCUGCUGCCCUCGCUGUCGCCCCUCCUCCCAGUACCGGGUUCAGGGCCCACGGAGAGGAGACGGGGGACGCCACACUGGCCUCCCGGGUCUGAGGUCCCCAGGCCUCCCCGGGGGGUGAGGCCUCCUCUGCCCUGGGCCACAGGACCCGCCCCAGGCCAGCCAGUGUGUCCGGCUGCCCCACAGCCCACGCCCUGUGGCGCCCCUGCCCGCAGGGCGCCGCCCCACCCGCGCAUGCCCCUCGUGCCAGUCGCUGCGUGUGUGGUGUCCGCCCUCUCCCGGCCGGUGGGCGAGCCCUCCCUCCCCUCCACUCACCUCGGGGCGUUACUUUGCCGAUAUCUGAAUGUGAUUUUACAGAGUGGAAAAUGAGAUUGCAUUUUUAUAAAAAAUGGUGCCUGACUCCUUCGCGUGCCACUCUU
Messenger RNA from Talpa occidentalis (Iberian mole), 3292 nucleotides. RefSeq names its product G protein-coupled receptor kinase 2 (gene GRK2). Gene Ontology annotation, biological process: G protein-coupled receptor signaling pathway; regulation of signal transduction; protein phosphorylation. Gene Ontology annotation, molecular function: G protein-coupled receptor binding; G protein-coupled receptor kinase activity; ATP binding. NCBI's taxonomy places the organism in Eukaryota, Metazoa, Chordata, Mammalia, Eulipotyphla, Talpidae. The coding region runs from base 239 to 2308 and encodes 689 amino acids. The transcript is spliced from 21 exons. The record is from RefSeq and is a predicted model, not a curated record.